Neocloeon triangulifer is the source of this 3937-nucleotide messenger RNA. RefSeq names its product NAD-dependent protein deacylase sirtuin-5, mitochondrial-like. Gene Ontology annotation, molecular function: NAD+ binding; protein-succinyllysine desuccinylase activity; protein-malonyllysine demalonylase activity. The record is from RefSeq and is a predicted model, not a curated record. Gene Ontology annotation, biological process: positive regulation of neurogenesis; negative regulation of extrinsic apoptotic signaling pathway via death domain receptors; canonical NF-kappaB signal transduction. The coding region runs from base 475 to 2460 and encodes 661 amino acids. The transcript is spliced from 4 exons. Lineage: Eukaryota; Metazoa; Arthropoda; Insecta; Ephemeroptera; Baetidae.
CUCGUCUGCAACUUAAAUUCUGCGCAAAUUCUUGGCAACUCUCCGUUUCGCGGCGAUUGCAAAUAUAAAUUCAUUAUUAUGCUUCGUUUUAUCCUCCUCUCCUCUUUGUUGAUGAUCUGCACCACAACCGCAGAAGAUUAUAUCUUACGAGAGGGAAUCCAUGUGAUCAACGCUGAAACCAUCUGCUAAUCAGUUUAUCACUCGUUCAGGAUUUUCGCUUCCAACUGCAAAUCUUGCGACACCGUGAGGUUGGAAGAACUGAAUUUGCUAUUCAUCAGCCGCUUGAAUUACUUACAAAUCUUCUCUAUUGAUCGGAAUGUUGCUCUUCGUUUUCCAUUCGCAGCAGAAAAUUUUAAAAGUAAAUUGUCCUCCAUCGAUUUCUGGUGGCCAGCAGGUGAAAUUUUUUACACCGUCGACUAUGAGCUUCAGGCGGCUCACCAGCUAAUUGGCAGAGCCGGAGAAAUAUUUGCCAAAAUGGACAAAAUUCUAAUGUUUGAAGUUAAAGAAGAGGUCGCUGAGAAACGUGAGGAAAUGAUAAGCCACGUGAAGGAUUUACUAACUGAGAACAAUAGAAAUAUAGAUAGUGUUGAGAAGCACCUGAAAUCGGUGGUAAUGAAAGCAAUGUUCUGCACGUUGAACAUAUUCUCGUUAUUUGCUGGCACAUUUUUACUUCCUGCAUUAAUUAUUGACGAAACUUACGGCAGCCAUAUAACCAAAAAUGAUGACAUGAAUCCUGAUCUUUUGUUUUCAAAUAGAUUCAAUAAUAUUUCAAUGUUAAUCGCUGAAUACAAAAAGCAAAGGCGGUUUUCUGAUGAAAUUAAAUCAAUUGAGAAGGUGAAGGCCUUGAAGGCGGUGAUGGCAAUAGAGGCCAACAUCAACGAAACUGUCAUUGAUGAUGAGCAGCGAAAAGCAGUCGGAGUAAUUGUUGACGAUUACAACAAAGCAAAAUCUGAAUCUAAUUCAACUAGUUUUGUAUUAAUGCCAAUUCUUGAAGAAGUUUUUGAAUUUGUUAGGAAAGCACUUGCCAGGAAGAUCGCAAUACUUGAGUACGAAAAUGGUUCUAUAGGGAAAAUCAAUGAUUUGAAAUCUGCUGAGGUAAAAUUUAAAAAUGCUGACAUAAUUGCAUCAGGAUGUGCGGCUUUUGAAUUGGCAAAUACUUACGGACAGGACGAUGCGACUCUGGUUGUGAUCCAUUCUGCCAUAGAGUCCAAUGCAGUCGCUCUGCGAGAAAUGGCUCGUUACGAUCAAAUCCUCAAUGAUCAAAUGUUGCCAAAGCUCGAGUACAUGCUGGAAAUUUUAAGCGAAAUGCAGAGCGACAACAAAGACAUCACCAUGGCUAUGCUCAGGUUGCGGAAAUUGAACUUGAAAAAACAAGCUCGUCGUUUCAAUACCCUGAUUAAAGAGUUUGCACAUGAAUUCGCUGGCGUUUGUGACAGUGGCAGCUUGUUGAUGUAUCUGGAAGCGUACAUGGUCCUCCUGAUCAACUCUUACGAUCUGCUGAACGGAGCUGAGUAUGCGAUUCAGCUGAAGGCCUUCAUCGGCCGCGUUGAUACAGGCGAUUGCAGUCGAUCCGAAGAUCUGAUCGCGUGCUUCCGGAACGAGAAUUUAGUCACUCAGAUCCGAGCCGAUGAAAUCUUCCGUAACUGUCUUCAAAUUUUCAACAGCUAUCAACAAGUCCUGUUUCCCUACGGUGGCGACGUGACCCUCCGAAAUACCUUCGCGCAAUUGAACGAAUUAAAUGCUAAAAGUUAUUCAAUUGAGGCCAAAGCUGAGGUUCUGCAGAGUGCAACAAACCUGAUCAUCUAUGACUUGCAGACUAUUCAGAACGAAAUCGACCCAGUGAAGGACUCAACCUUGAUUCACACAGCUUUCAACUCGGUGGUGUUUGAGCCCUUCUUCACCUGGCCCAACACCAAGUUUGGCACUCAAAUAAAGAGGUUGCUAAGUGGUGAAAAGGUGACGCUCUCUGCUUCAGUGUUCAGCCUUGGAGUGCGGAACGUGGUCAAGUACAACUCGGUGAUGCUCAACGUCAAGUCAAGCGAUCUCUCAGCCAAUCGCGCACUCCAAGAUUUGUUAAACCACUUUGAGGUUGAAAUGGAGAGCCUAGGCGACAUGCACUACCGGUGCGGAGAUUCUUUCUACGUCAGCAGCAGCCAGCCCGUCCAGUUCGAAAGGUGUUUUGAGAUGGAACGAGAGACUUUUCCUUGCCACAGCCGAAAUACAGUCAUCAAUCAAACUCUCCAUUUUGACACUUUCAAAGUGACUCCGAGUCCGUACACUGUUUGGAAUUUCCGACUAGUGCAUCGCUCAGCUAUCGACAAGCAGCAGCUGCUGGAUGAGCUGAAAACCUUUUCCAAUUCUGUGGACUUGGAACUCGUCGGCACCGGAUCCUUCAUCUUGGAGAACGCUCCAAUCUGCGACCUAAAGCUCAGCCGGCAGCAUAUUAAAAAAACAAGGUAGAAAUGACGCAACCUCCUAAGAGGUAUGCAAUGCCGCCUUACAUCGCUGUUAGGCGGGUUGCUGUCGCUGGUAUUUUACUCAAAAAUAUAUUGAAUUAAUUGAUUUAUUAGUAAAAAUGCAAGAAUUAUGAAGCUGAAAUGGAACAUUACAUGCCUUUCUUGAUGAAAAAAUCACAUACAAACUUUCUUUAAAGAAUAUUAGAAAUAUGAAAUUUAUAAAAAAAAAAAUACAAUCAACAGGAACUUAUAAUGUUUGUCGACAGUGUGAAAAUUUAUCUACUAGGGUGAAAAGAAUUUCAAUUGCAAAAAGACGAAUCGCCUUUAUUUAUCAGAAAUUUACUUGUCAGAAAAUAAUCUUUGGCGAUGAUGUGUAAAUUUCUUAUCAAAAUUCAUUGCUCAUUGUCAGAGAUAGUAUUUUUUAUCGGUCAGAAAUUCAAAAGUAAAGAAAAUGGAAGGUCAGAAUUUAAUAUUAUUUUUUUUUAUAACCAUAGUUUUAAGGUCAAGUGGACGUAAAAUUAUAAAUUUUUUAUAAGCAAAUAUGCUAAGCAACAUAUGUCUCACAUGGAAUGUUUCUCGUUUCUCGCUUAUCAUUCAGUAAAUAGAAAUAUUAAUUAAUCAUACUGAAUUUAACUUAAUUUUUAAGGACAAACUAAACCUUAUUUUAUUUCUCAACCGUUUCACUCGUUUCACUUAAUUCUUCAGAUGUUAAAUAUUUACUUGUAGAGUUUUCUGAUGAAUUUUAUUCUGGAAAAUGAAUAAUUUUGCUUGCGUUCUGAUAAACAAUUUCUGACCAAUUAUUUUUCAAUAAAUGAAAAAAAAAUUUCGGAUAAAUGUGAUAAAUGAGGGGUUCUAAACAAGACUGCUGAUAAUAUAUGUUGAAAACUGAGUAAAUUUUGGUGUUUUUUUAAGGUGACUAUGCCAUUGGAAAUAGAGAAAGAUCGCCAACAUAUGUCUAAACACAAAAAUGGCAAUUGAAACUGAUGAUCAAUAAAAUUUUUUAUUGAUUUUAUUAAAAAAUUGACUUAUUUUGAAAUUUGAUUUUUUUUUUAUCUAGUGUGUUUAAUUAAAUGAAUUUUUGGAAUUUUUAUUUAAAAUCCAGAGAUAGCAACGCUCAUAAAAUAAUAUAAUAAGUAGAACACGAGCAACAGCAACCCGCCUAACAGCGAUGUAAGGCGGCAUUGCAUACAUUUUAGGAGGCUGCGUCAUUUCUACCUUGUUUUUUUAAUAUGCCAGCCGGCAUUACAAUUCUUUGAACUGAGAGUUAAAAAUAAAUGAAAAUCAUCAGCAUCAGAUAAUGUUUUAUAAUAAUAAUUUAGUUUUCAAUGUAAAUUUUGUUUUUGGAAUCGCUUGGGAUGAAUUCGCCUCCUAAUUUAAUUUAUUUCAGUAUAUUAAAUUGAAAUAAAUAGUCACUAUAUUAUUGAUGAAAGUUUUAAUUUUCAAACUCCUCACAAAAUAUACUGAUUUUUAACUUAAGCUAA